GAAGCUUCGGAUUCACUCCACAGUAUUCAGAUUCAAAGCAAACAAGGAACUAGAAGAGCGCUCGGCAGCUUCAUGGAUACACUCAUUUUAUCUUGAUCUGAUUUCAUGAAACAUAACUCUACGCGCAAGACAAGCACUCUGUGUCUCACCGCUCCCCGUCACGACAUUGCUCCGUCAUGAAAACAAUGGCAGACAACUCGGAAAUGACGGAUUUUGAGUACAUCAGCAAGAACUUUGACCGUUUACUGGGCAAACCGGGUGUCAAGGCAAUUCUAGUCCUUGACCGCGAGACGGGCAAUGUGUUGAAGACAGGCGGAAACACGGAUUUAUUCCGCAAGGAGAGCUCCGAAUCUUCAAAGCCAUCGAUUUCCAAUGAUGCACCAAGCGACGGAGCGGCCGAACCUUCAACUGCUGAUGGGGAGGGCGUGGUCGAGCUUGCAACCCUUGUUUGGAACUAUGUCGACGUAACAGAACAGUUCGUGCAAGACCUGAAUAAGGAGGAUACAGCUCGACUGCAAAGGCUGCGUACCGCCACUCAAGAACUUGUCAUCAUCACGGACCCCAAGUUCAUACUGGCUGUCGCUCAUGACAAGCCAAAUAGCGGCUGAACAAUGAGGAAGCGGGCGAGGAGGGCUGGCUGGUUAGCAUCCGGCAGUCUGAACAUGAAUACGGUUCAUUCAAACAUGGCAGCAGGAGUUGAGGUUAUUGGCGUUUACUGAAAACUUGAAAUGAUACCCCGAGAUUACCCUCCCAUGAGGCGGCUGAUAAUACGUUAAAACUCCCACCGCGGUGACGAA
Messenger RNA from Podospora bellae-mahoneyi, 797 nucleotides. RefSeq lists its product as uncharacterized. Gene Ontology annotation, biological process: microtubule-based movement. Gene Ontology annotation, cellular component: cytoplasm; cytoplasmic dynein complex. The transcript is spliced from 3 exons. The record is from RefSeq and is a predicted model, not a curated record. The coding region runs from base 177 to 608 and encodes 143 amino acids. Gene Ontology annotation, molecular function: dynein intermediate chain binding. Lineage: Eukaryota; Fungi; Ascomycota; Sordariomycetes; Sordariales; Podosporaceae.